This is a messenger RNA of Otolemur garnettii (small-eared galago), 841 nucleotides long. It is a transcript of the gene MAJIN, whose product is annotated as membrane anchored junction protein. Gene Ontology annotation, biological process: homologous chromosome pairing at meiosis; meiotic attachment of telomere to nuclear envelope. Gene Ontology annotation, molecular function: DNA binding. The transcript is spliced from 10 exons. The coding region runs from base 1 to 597 and encodes 198 amino acids. NCBI's taxonomy places the organism in Eukaryota, Metazoa, Chordata, Mammalia, Primates, Galagidae. Gene Ontology annotation, cellular component: nuclear inner membrane. The record is from RefSeq and is a predicted model, not a curated record.
AUGGAGCAUCAAGGAGAAGAGAUAGAAAAUAAGGAAGUCAUCAUCCGGGAACUGGAGGAUUCUAUCCGCGUAGUCUUGGGAAACUUGGACAAUCUGCAGCCCUUUGCUACAGAACACUUCAUUGUAUUUCCCUAUAAAAGCAAAUGGGAGAGAGUUUCCCACCUGAAAUUCAAACAUGGGGAAAUCGUCUUGAUCCCCUACCCAUUUGUUUUCACUCUAUAUGUGGAGAUGAAAUGGUUUCAUGAAAACAUGUCACCCGGGAAACCAGUAAAUGACAGUCCUGGUGGGUUGAUUUCUGAGACCAAGACCAAGAUGGGGACUUCUAGCGAAGACUCCAGCAAAAAGAAGCCUGCUAUGGAAACCAGGAGGAACAGAGAAAGAAAAACCCAGCAGGAGUGGCAGGAGACCCUGGUCUCUGAUAUUACUGAUGUCCAAGAACAGGAUUCUAAGUUGGGGGACAGCCUGGCAGGGCCAAUUCUCCCACCAUUGGAGCAAAACAAUCCAUCUCCUCCUGAAGAACCAGGAGCCAGUGGCUUCUUUGGGUUUCUAAGCUCUCUCUUCCCAUUUCGAUAUUUUUUCGGGAAGAACAACCACUAGUGAGCCUUUCAAACGCAGCAGUGGAAAGAGGAUCAUCUCUUGGAGUGAAUCCUUCCAAGCCGUUCUCGUCCUCCAUCUCUAUCCUUAGGACACUUCAGCCAUGGGAAAUGAGGGUACCAAACUGAAGGCUUAUCCUGUCCUUUGCCCCUUCAUAACUAAAUUUGUUUUCCAAUUCAAAACAUUAAGAAAAGAAUGGAACUUUCUAAAAUGCUAUGGCCCUGAGGGCCAGUUUAGGCCUUUUGUC